AUGCCACCGAAAACCAGGGGUCAGGUGACUGCAGAUGUGGAAGUGGAAGGAGAUCAAGGUGCAGUGGGUGGCGUUCCAGAGGAAGGUGUCCAAGCUGUUGAGGUCCCAACCACCGCAGGAGAUAGGGCUGUGACAGCCCUGGCAGGGAUGUUUCAAGCCUUUCUGGAGUACCAGAAGGACCGGGAUGAGAGGCAAGAGAAAGAGUCGGUACGACGUGAGCAGCAGUACAAGGUCCUCAAUCAUCAGGUCACACAUAUGCAGAUGGACGUGGAGCAUGCCAGGCAUGAAGUUGCCCAUUUAGACCAGGCAGGUUUACGAGUGCAGAAUCAUGUGCCUCCAUUGCCAAAACUACAAGACAGUGAUGAUGUGGAACAUUUUCUGACCACCUUUGAGAGAUUGGCAGAAGUAUACAGGUGGCCAAGAGAAGACUGGGCGAUUCAUCUGAUUCCCUUGCUCACUGGAAAAGCGAGAAGUGCUUUUGUCGCCAUGGCACCUGCCUUUACCUCUGACUAUGACAAAGUCAAAGAGGUGAUUCUCAAGAAAUAUGAGAUUAAUCCAGAAACAUAUAGACUGAGAUUUCGUUCAUUGAGCACCGACAGUGAGGAGUCCCCAACAGAAUUGUACAUUCGCUUAAAAGACUUGUUCUCAAAGUGGGUCAAGUUGGACAUGAGCAGUAAAACCGAGAUAAUGGAGACCUUGGUAUUGGAGCAGUAUAUGAGAGUGCUGUAUCCGGAGGUGAGGAUCUGGGUGAAGGAGAGAAAUCCCAGUACCGCAGGAGAAGCAGCUGACCUGGUAGAAUCCUAUAUAGCAGCGCGAAAGGGAUCUUCUGGGACCUUCCGGUACUCUGGUGUCUUCUCGGAGGCAAGAGGUAAGUCUGUGGGGUCAGGGGGUAGUUCGUUCUCUCAAACUAAAGCCCAAAGUUUUAAAGUCACUGAUCCAAAGCCUUCACUGCCGGUAGUCACACAGCAGAUGCCUAGAAGCGAUAUAGUAUGUUAUAAUUGUGGAGAGGUAGGACAUACUAGCCCACAUUGCCCGGUGAGAAAACCCAAAGCUGCCAGUUUGUGUUAUGUGCCCCAGUCUAGCCCUAAGAUAGUGUUGAAGCCAGAUAAGGAGCCCACUAUUUCAGUGUUAUUAAAUGGUAAGUUGCUGACGGCGUUGGUAGAUACAGGAUGUACACGUACGUUAGUACAGUCACAAUAUAUAGCUAGAGAGUCAUGGACUGAGGAAACCGUAACGGUUUGUUGUGUACAUGGAGAUAAGUCAGAAUUACCUACUGCUGAGGUGUAUUUGGAGGUUAACAAGCAGUCAUUUUUGAUGAAUGUAGGUGUUACCACAAACCUGCCCUAUCCCGUGUUGCUAGGAACUGAUAUGCCCAUAUUAGCAGACUUAGUGCAGGAGACAGCUUGGUGUGGGAUAGUUACUAGAGCGCAGGCGAAAAAGCAUACCCGGAUAGCACAAACUGAAGAUUCGAUAGAUGGCACUCUGCAGGAUAUGCCAUUUUUUCUGGAAGAAAGUCUAGCUGAAGAAGGGUUGUCUGAGGAAGAUAGAUUGGACAAACGCAGGAAAAAAGUGGCAGAUUUGAUGGAUAGCUCACAACAGACAAAGUUUGAGUGGGAAGAACCAGAGAUUGCUGAGUCAGAGUUUGUCAUACCCAGUGAAUUAGGACAGCUUCAGAAAGAGGAUGCUACUUUGUCUGAAUGUUUUAGGAAAGUUAGCAAAGAUGCAACUGUGAGUUCAUUGUAUGGUGAGACAUUUAUGGUGGAACAAGGUCUUCUUUACAGACAGAGUGAAAAGGAAGGUUUGCAGUUAGUGGUACCCAAAUCUCAGCGCAGAAAGGUGUUAGAGCUCAGCCAUUCAAUUCCUUGGUCAGGUCAUAUGGGAUUCAGGAAGACAUUGAGGAGAGUUUCUAAACGUUUUUAUUGGCCCGGUAUGUAUACUGAGGUGAAAGAAUACUGCAAAACCUGUCCUGAGUGUCAGUUAGCAGUUGGUAGGGCACCUGCAAAGGCACCUCUUGUUCCGAUACCUGCAGUAGAUACACCUUUUGAGAGGAUAGGGGUGGACAUUGUUGGACCGGUGGAGAGAAGUCAGAAAGGGAACCGUUUUAUCUUGGUGGUUUGUGAUUAUGCAACCAGAUACCCCGAGGCCUACCCUUUAAGAGACGUUACUGCAAAACAGAUUGCAGCUGCACUGUUAAACUUCUUCUCACAUGUAGGCAUUCCUAAAGUAGUUUUGACUGACCAAGGCCCCAAUUUCAUGAGUCGUACCCUAAAACAAGUCUAUCAGUUACUGGGCAUUAAGAGAGUUCGGACUACUCCAUAUCACCCCCAGACUGAUGGUCUGGUAGAAAGAUUUAAUCAGACCUUAAAAGGAAUGUUGAAGAAGUUUGUGUCUGAGAAUGGAAAAGACUGGGACAAAUGGCUGCCUUACCUUUUGUUUGCUUACCGUGAAGUUCCUCAAGCAUCCACCGGGUUUUCUCCUUUUGAAUUACUGUUUGCUCACCAGAUUCGGGGUCCACUGGACGUUUUGAGAGACAGUUGGGAAGCCAAUGACAAGCCCACCAAGCAGAACAUUCUUUCGUACAUCCUCAAAAUGAGAGAGAAGUUGCAACUGGCAUCCACCCAGGCACGGGAGAGUGUGCAGGAGUCACAAGUGAAACAGAAGAUAUGGUAUGACCAGAAGGCCAGGUCCCGAACUUUCCAAGCAGGAGAGCAAGUGUUGUUGUUACUUCCAACGUCAGAGAACCGACUGUUGGCCAAAUGGCAAGGCCCAUAUCAAGUGAGGAAGAAAGUUGGUCCAGUAACGUAUGAAAUAGAAAUGCCAUCCAGAAAUAAACCUUUGCAGACUUUUCACGUUAAUAUGUUGAAAAAGUGGCACAGUCCGCCUGCACAGCCAGAACCAGUAAGAGCAGAGGUGAAGGACCUCUUGGUAAGGGCAGUACAGGAAGAGGACGAAGUAGAGGAGCAGUUCUUGCCUGUUGGUGGAAGUGAGUACCCUUUAAAUCUUCAGCAUUUGACAGUGGAACAAAGAAGUCAGUUGCAAAAUUGUAUACCUGAGCAGCUGUUCCAGGACACACCUGGGAAGACAGAUCUGGUACAACAUCACAUUUAUUUGAAGGAUGUGAAACCGAUUCGACAACCAGUGUACAGAGUUCCAGAAAGGCUGGUGCCUAUCAUGAAGCAAGAGUUGGAAGUUAUGCAGAAACUAGAGGUCAUAGAACCAUCAGUAAGCGAGUGGAACAACCCCAUUGUGCUGGUGCCAAAAAAAGAUGGGUCCCUAAGGUUCUGUUUGGACUUUAGAAAACUCAAUUCGGUGAGCAAAUUUGAUCCUUACCCUAUGCCCAGAGUCGAUGAUUUAAUUGAAAAGCUUGGCAGUGCACAAUACCUCACAACUCUUGAUCUGUGCAAAGGUUAUUGGCAAGUGCCCUUAAGUCCAGACAGUAAAGAGUUUACAGCGUUCAAGACUCCAUUUGGGCACUAUCAAUUCCGCGUGCUUCCUUUCGGACUACAUGGGGCUCCUGCGACUUUUCAGAGGAUGAUCGAUCAGAUCCUUACUGGAACUGAGAAAUACGCAGCGGCAUAUUUGGAUGACAUCAUUAUCUUCAGUAGGACAUGGCAGGGUCAUCUGAUACAUCUCAAGGAGGUGUUAACUCGAAUAAAAAAUGCUGGUCUUACUAUUCGCUCAGACAAGUGCACAAUAGCUAAGGCAGAGACCUGUUAUCUUGGUCAUGUGCUGGGGCAUGGAGUCAUACGCCCUCAGGUUGGGAAGGUGGAGGCCAUUAAACAGGCUGAGCGGCCUGUAACCAAGAAGCAAGUAAGGUCGUUCCUUGGCCUGGUGGGGUGGUAUAGACGCUUUAUCCCGAACUUUUCUGAAAAAGCCUUAGCCCUUACUGAGCUCACAAGGAAGAACAAACCCAACAAGCCUAAUUGGACUGCAGACUGUGAGCGUGCUUUUAUGUACUUGAAAGAUGCUUUAUGUGAAGAGUCAGUGUUGCAGAGUCCGGAGUUUGACCAAGUUUUUACAGUGCAGACUGAUGCUUCACAAUUUGGCCUUGGGGCUGUACUUUUGCAGGGAGAGCAAGGACACUUAAGACCCAUUGCUUUUAUCAGCAGGAAACUCCUUCCACGAGAGACACGGUAUUCAACCGUAGAGAAGGAAUGCCUGGCGGUCAAAUGGGCCUUGGACUCUUUCAGGUACUACCUAAUGGGUAGGAGGUUUAAAUUAGAAACUGAUCAUCGGGCACUGGUUUGGCUGGGCCGAAUGAAAGACACGAAUGCUCGUAUAACACGGUGGUUCCUGGCUCUGCAGCCAUUCGACUUUGAGGUUGUCUAUCGGACUGGCUCGGAAAACUGCACCGCAGAUUUCCUCUCCAGGACACCACGAGUGGUGUCUGGGGAAGGGGGAGGAAAUGUCACAGGGUAAGCCUGCGACUGUGCAUGGACACACACACAUACACAUGCACGUUACGCGCAUACACCGGCGUCAUGUAUUACAGUCUGUUAGCCGACAUAUAUUUAUGUAUGCAUUGACCUGUGUGACAUUUGAUAUCAUUGUGUUGUAAACUUGUAUGAUGGUCUGUGUGUAGUUUUAUCUGAGUAAUGACCACUAGUAAUCGUAUACGAGUGAAUAGAAGUGUUUAAUAGAAGUGUUUUUCUCAUGCGGGAAUGAAU
Messenger RNA from Pimephales promelas (fathead minnow), 4667 nucleotides. Lineage: Eukaryota; Metazoa; Chordata; Actinopteri; Cypriniformes; Leuciscidae. The record is from RefSeq and is a predicted model, not a curated record.